Molecule: messenger RNA, 1392 nt
Organism: Coprinopsis cinerea okayama7#130
Lineage: Eukaryota; Fungi; Basidiomycota; Agaricomycetes; Agaricales; Psathyrellaceae
Product: argininosuccinate lyase
Exons: 8
Coding region: 1-1392 (463 amino acids)
Cellular component (GO): cytosol
Molecular function (GO): argininosuccinate lyase activity
Source: RefSeq, a predicted model, not a curated record
AUGGCUGAGCAACCAACAAAACAGAAACUAUGGGGAGGUCGUUUCACAGGAAAAACUGACCCUUUAAUGCAUGCCUUCAACCAAUCGUUAAAGUAUGACCAGCGCAUGCAUGACGCAGAUAUCCGGGGCUCUAUCGCGUAUGCAAAGGCCUUGACCAAAGUCGGAAUCCUCACCCCCGAGGAGGAGACGAAGAUGAUCGAGGGCCUGAAGGUCGUUGGCAAAGAAUGGGCAGAUGGUUCUUUCGUACCAAAAGAGGACGACGAAGACAUUCAUACCGCAAAUGAGCGUCGUCUUGGGGAAAUUAUUGGUCCUUUGAGUGGAAAACUCCACACUGGUCGUUCUCGAAAUGACCAAGUCGCGACAGAUAUGCGGCUCUGGCUUUUGGAUCAAAUCGCGGACAUCGAGCAAGGCCUUCGGGGACUACUCAACGUCCUCGUUGAGCGAGCCGACAAGGAAAUUGAUUUCCUCCUCCCUGGGUACACCCAUCUGCAGCGAGGCCAACCCAUUCGAUGGUCGCACUUCUUGCUAUCUUACGCGACCUCAUUCCGAUACGACCUGGAGCGACUCUUGCAGUUGGUUCCUCGUAUCUCUGUCCUCCCUCUCGGAAGUGGUCCACUCGCAGGAAACCCCUUCGUAGUCAACCGCGAAUUCCUUCGCCAGGAGCUUGGCUUCCAAACCAUCGCAGAGAACAGCAUGUGGGGAGUUGGAGACCGCGACUUCAUUGUUGAGUUCAUGAUGUGGUCGAGCUUGACUAUGACCCAUAUUAGCCGACUUGCUGAAGACUUGAUUGUCUAUUCCACAGCCGAGUUUGGCUUCGUUAGCCUUAGCGAUGCCUACAGCACGGGUUCGAGCAUUAUGCCGCAAAAGAAGAAUCCAGACUCCCUGGAGUUGCUCCGAGGUAAAUCUGGUAGGAUAUUCGGAAACAUGGCCGGCUUCUUGAUGACCUUGAAGGGUCUUCCCUCGACUUACAACAAGGACUUGCAAGAAGACAAGGAGCCUUUGUUCGACAGUGUCGACAACGUCUCUGCCUCCCUCAAAAUCACCGAAGGCGUUAUCGCUACCAUGGACGUCCACGCGGACAAGAUGCGUCAAGCUCUUACAGUUGAUGUCCUGGCCACCGACCUUGCCGAGUACCUCGUCCGUAAAGGAAUGCCAUUCCGUGAGACCCACCACAUUUCUGGCCGCGCAGUAGCCUUGGCAGAGUCCCGAAAAUGCUCCUUGAGCGAUCUGACAGUCCAGGAUUAUAAGAAGCUAAAUCCUCUGUUUGAGGAGGACGUUCUUGAUGUGUUCGACUUCGAGGCUAGUGUUGAGCGACGAGACGCGAUCGGUGGUACCAGCCGACGAAUGGUCGAGCGCCAAAUUGCUGUCCUCCGAGAGUUCUUGCAGCAGUAA